AUGGCUAUACAAUUGGCUGAUUUUUCUUGGGCGGUGAUGGUGCCGAAGAGCACUAGCAAAAUGAUGAUCAAGUUUCUACUUGUACUGCUCAUCAGCCUCUCAACCGUUCUGGCGGAGGGAAACGCAUGCAAUCCGAUGGACCUGAAAGGGCUGACUGAUUUCAAAGCCGCCAUCCACAACGACAUUGGCAACCGCCUAGCAUCGUGGGUUGGCCACCGUUGCUGCAUGUGGAAAGGAAUAACUUGUGAUAACAGGACCGGCAGAGUUACCGAAAUCUAUCUACCAGCUUCGAGUUCCGGAGCCCGCCUGGAAGGCUCUCUGUCUGCUUCCAUAACUCUGAUAUCUUUCCUUCAAAUCCUUUAUAUUGGUGGCAACCCUGGGCUUGUUGGGGAGAUUCCACAAAGUCUUGGGAGUCUUACGAAUCUGUUUCAGCUGUAUUUGGCCUCGAAUCGGCUUUCGGGUUCUAUUCCUGAGUCGGUCACAAAUUUGACAAAUUUGGUGCUCUUCGAUCUUCGUAACAAUUCUCUGACCGGUCACAUACCGCAGAGAAUUGGUCAGUUGCAGGCCUUGCUAGAUUUUGAUGUUUCAAGAAACCUUUUGUCUGGGAAGCUUCCACCUUCAAUGGCCAAUUUAUCAUCCGUUGUAACUAUAUGGUUGCACAAUAACUUUUUUGAGGGGCCAAUUCCAGUUUUAAAAAUGCCAUCUCUCAAGCUUUUAUUGCUCGCGAAUAAUAGUCUCACCGGAAGCAUACCAACAAACUUUGGAGAUUUGAUUUCGCUCCGAGAGGUUGACCUAUCGAACAACAAGCUUGAAGGAGCAAUCCCAGACUCCCUGGGAAACUUGAGCAUGCUACUGGUGCUCGAGUUGCAGCAAAACCGCUUUUCGGGGAAAAUUCCAGACGAGUUUCUGAAGCUGGGGAAUCUGGAGGUAUUGAAUUUAUCAAACAAUCAUCUCGUGGGGAAAAUUCCAGAGGGCAAACCGCUCAGUGACUUUCCCAAGAGUUCUUACUCCGGAAACACAGGCUUAUGCGGAAAGCCUCUCACUCCCUGUAAGCCUAUCUAG
This is a messenger RNA of Malus domestica (apple), 1062 nucleotides long. RefSeq names its product DNA damage-repair/toleration protein DRT100-like. Gene Ontology annotation, molecular function: protein binding. NCBI's taxonomy places the organism in Eukaryota, Viridiplantae, Streptophyta, Magnoliopsida, Rosales, Rosaceae. The record is from RefSeq and is a predicted model, not a curated record.